AUGAAAACGUUGGUUGCUGUCGUUUCUUGGCUCUCACUAUGCAGUAAGUAAACCAUGAUAUUUGUCAAAGGAAGAGAUAAUUCAUAAACUGGCGGGGCAUCACGUUAUUUGCUCAGUCAUAAAUACUAAUUUUCUCUUGUAGGCUUUUUGGUGAAUUAUGCUCUAGCAUUAAAUCUUUGUCGAGGUAGCUGCAGCGUUGACCUAGAGACAAAAGGAUGCUACAUUGACAAGGGGGUACGUUUUGCACACUGCUAUCCUUAAUAUAAUGCAUGUUUUUCACUAUCACUUGUGUGCUUAUUUAAAUUCCACAUGAAUCACUCCUCUUCGUGUUUGAUAUGUUUCCUAUAAAUGCUUAUUGCCUUUCUACAAUUCCUAGGGGGCCGGACGAGCUCUGCCCGAGUAUAUCUACAACGAGCGCGAUCCUUCCAUUGCCAACUACGGUGGAAGAAGAAUUGACUGGCUAAACUGGAAUGACUAUUUUCCUGGAUUCAUCUGCCGCUGUGCUGAAAAGGCUAAACACCUUGGGUUUGACUUGAUCGGUGUGCAGUUCUAUGGUAAGAACACUAAAUUUUAACCCUUUAAUAUAAAGAUUUUAGUUUUUGUUUGUAACCCGUACAAAUUAGCUGUUAAAAAUAGUGCGGGAAGGUGUUAAAAUAUCAAGCAAAUUCAUGUUCGGUGAUCAUGUUCAUAGUUCUAGUGAACAUCCUGUUUUAUAACGCAUUGAUCAUACAAGGACAAAUUUGAUGCCCCCGGGGGACUCCCAUAUGAAAGGGGGCGGGGAUACUCGUCGUCUCGCUUAGUGGUGUAAUUUUCCGAUUUUGGUCUCACCUAGGGUGUUCUGGGCAAAACGCCAUAUAUUUAACCGUAAAGGUCUCUUUUAGGGUUAAAACAACGUAUGCGUACUUAAAAGUAUUUGGUAAAUAUGUCUUUGCCAUCAUAAGAAGUCGCUGUAUUAUUUAUUUGUCUGUGUUUUAAAAUGGUCUCCUUUAGGGGUCAAAAAAAGUUUGGGCCACGCCCAGACUGAUUUCCUUCAGGGUUUUAAUUCAAAAUGUCCGACUACUAUCCCCGCCCCUUUCAUAUGGGAGUCCCCCCGGCCUUAAGUUAAGGGGGAAAGUGAAAUAUAGCACAAAGUGGACACCAAACUGAGUGAAAUACAAAAAUAUGUCUCUUAAAAAAGUAAAAUCAUUGUUAUUCAAGUAACAGCAAUUGCAAGAAGACACGUAGUGAGGAGAAAAAAUAUUGAACAAAAAACAAGCAGAUAGAUGUUUGGUUGAGCUGACGCUCAUCUUUGAAACAACAGUCCGAUAGCCAUUGUAAUAAACUGUGCAAAAAUUUUCGUUGGAAUUGACAGUUGGUUUAUAAAAACAUGACAUAAUUUUGCCAUUAUUUUUAACGGGUUACUAUUUAGCGUAAAUUAGAUAUUAGGCCUUUGACAUAACAACUUUCCCCCUUUCCUUACAGUGAAAAAUUAUAUUAGGCGUGCAGGACUUAUAUAACCAUUAGGGAGCUUAAGAAAUGAAGACGGCGACGCCAACGAGAACGGGAAUAACGCAAUAGGUUUAAUUUAGAUCGGCGAAACAACAACUUUGCACGUGCAUCACGCUUUAUUGUAGAUUUCUUUGCCGUCGCUGCACGACUAGAAAGUGAAGGUGCCUAAUUUCACAUUUUGUCGAGGAGGAGAACACGAGACAACAACUUUCCUUUUCUUUUCCUGAACUUUGGUACGGUCCUUUAUAUAAUUAGAAUUCAACUCCACAAAUAUUUGCCAACGUUUGACGAAUUAAACGAGAUGGAAUAAGCGCGAUGAAGUUUGAAACAGCGCGAGUCACUUUUUAAAUAACGUUUUCGUAGUCGUUGCCAUGAGCGUGACAAAUGCAUGGUCCCUUUGCGCGAAACGGUCACAUGGGACAAGAAACACCUGGAUUGCUAACGACGCAGUGGGGCAAGAAAUUAAAAACAAAGAGAUGACAUCAUUCAAAUAGCUAAUAUCCUUUCUUUUCAAGGUACCACUGCGUUGUUUACCUUCCAGCAAGGUGUUUUUUGUACCAUGUGACCGUCUCUUGCGAAGGGCCUAUUGACCAUUUUUGCGCCUAGACUGGAUCGGUGGGAUGUCGAAUUGUAUUGUAUGCUGUCCCUGAGGGGCUACGCACGCGUGUGGUCUAUAAAUUUUCGUGUGCAAGUUGUAAUGCUUGUUAUGUUGGUGAAACCAGCCGAUACUUCUCCACACGAGUGCGCGAGCACUUACUUUCAGACAGGUCUUCGAACGUUUUUAAACAUCUGCAGGGUUCAGAGUUUUGUAGAGCAUCCUGCACACCGGAUUGCUUCGAGAUCCUGGACUCUGCAGCCACUAAGUACCAAGUGAAGCUUAAGGAAUCCAUGUUUAUAAAAUGGGAGAAGCCCGAUCUCAACCAGCAGGUGAAACACAUUAACCUGACUCUCUCCCUGUAAAGAACUAAGCGUCACUCAUUUAACUUUGUUUUAGUACGCAAUAUUGACAACGCAAUGUAACGAACUUUGAAAGAUCGCGCGCGCUUUAAAUUCAACGGCGAUUUCAAAAUAUGUAACACUGAAGAUAACGGAUGUACCGUCGAAACAUGUCUGGAAAAUUAAAGAAAGUUGUUAUGUUUAUACGACUAUCUAUAUUGUGGAUUGUUUUGAGACGUCAUCUUUUUCAAGAUUGCGCAGGAAAGGCAGGUCAAAGUUUGUCCCUCGAAACAAUCCCAUAGUGCCAUUCAACACAACAUAGACUCAGUCUCCCUAGUUUCAAGUAAACCCUCAAAUUGACCAAAUUAUGACUUACGUUUUUUUGUAAUAAUUGACAGGAGAGUGUUGGGCAGGACACAGUGGGAUAAAUGAUUAUUCACAAUACGGACUGGAUUACAGUGGCUGCAUUGAAGAUGACUAUCAACCCUGCACUAAGAAUUCUCGUUAUUGCGUCGGAAAGCAUUUUCGCAAUAUGGUCUUUCAAAUUGGUAUGUUUUAUUUUGAGAUUUCAAACUUGACUUUCUGAUCUAUUUAUAUAUCUUCCAAUACAGCAACCGCUUUGAGGUUCACUUGACAGAGUGGAUAUGAAAGGGUUUUCGUCAUGUUUCUUUCGCUUCUUGCACUAGAAUUUUCUUUACAAUACUUGUGAGUUAAGAAGAAAUGAAAAACAUGAGAAUGAGCUUAAGUAAAAGCCUUCAUUUCGACACGAUUAAAAAAAAAUGAGAUAAAAAAUGAACAAAAAAACAGCAAGCUGAUGUGGUAGUGUUACUGGAAAAACAAAAUACUAAUAAAAAAUUUUAAUGUGCUUCUCCACGGUCAGUCUUAGUCACAAUAAAAAAAUACAGCAGAGCUGGUGUCGCGGUGUUAUGUGAAGCAUAUAAAAAAUGCUAAUAAAAAGUGCCUCUCUGUGGUUCCUGGAACUAUAGUGACAUUGAAAAAGACGGGCAUAGAUAUGACCUCUCGACCAAUCAAAACUUGAGGAAAUAAAAAUAAUUUUAAUGAUAAUUUUUUCAUUAUCAAUAUCAUCAUCAUUAUCAUCAUCAUCAUCACCAUCAUCAUCAUCAUCAUCAUCAUCAUCAUCAUCAUCAUCAACAUCAUUGUUGUUAUUAUCAUUCUCUAUUGCAGUGGAUACCAGUUGCCCUGGGAUCUCCUUUGAAAGGGUUGGUUGCUACAAAGAUGCACACAGACCAACGCAGAGACCUUUGCCAGAUUACCUCUUCAACGAUCGCGAUAGCUCGAUUCAGAACUGGAGCGGAAAGUUGAUCGACUGGAGAAACUGGGAUGUGUACGUUCCUCAGUUCGCUUGUAGAUGCGCCCAUGCAGCUAAGGCCAAGAACUUCACUUACUUUGGCAUGCAGUUUUACGGUAAAUUUCAGGUGGUCAAAAGGGUAAAUAUACACUUAAAAUGUAGACUGUAAAUUGUAAAAAUAUCUUACGGUCUACUCUAUUCCGUCAGGUAUUUUCAGGGAUAAUUAAAUUGGUUGGGGGACCCUGGCUGACAGUCCGCUUGUUUGCGUAGUUUACAAAAGUAUUACGUUAUCAGUACGAACAGCGUGUGAGUUCUUUAACAUUACACAUAAUUUAUUAUAUGUGCAAGGGCUGUAAGACUGGGCCUAUGGUUUAUCAUCCUUGUCCGAGAAGAUUAGAAAUAGAAUCCCGCUAUAGAAGGAUUAGCCUGAGAAACCAGCCGACAUUUGGCCACGGCACCAGUGGGUUUCCCGGCGAAAUGACGUCUGAGUAACGAACGCAGAAAUUCCUAUUCUUGGGUUGCAGGUGACGUCACCAAAAAUCAAACUAAAAAACUAUCGAUUCUUCUGAGUUUUUACGUUCACGAGGUAUUACAGUACCUAAAAACCUUUACAUGAACAAAUUUUUGGUUCGAAAGGGUUCUUCGUUUUGCGAGAGAGGACGCUUGAAUUUCCAGGCUUUUGCGUGACGCGGCAUUUAGCUGGCGGCCGGGAAAGCUCUUAUGUGGAUUAAAAACAUUCCCGAUUUUGGGAGAUUUUGCAAUCUAAACAUUCCUUAUCUCAGAAUAAAUAUUACUGUGAUCUUUAUGAGUUCCUCAAGCGAAGAAUUCACGCAUUAGUAGGAAAACUCGAAAACAGAUGUUUCUGUUGGUAUCCGGCGGCCAUAUUGGUGUUCCUGAAAGGGACACCNUUAUCUCAGAAUAAAUAUUACUGUGAUCUUUAUGAGUUCCUCAAGCGAAGAAUUCACGCAUUAGUAGGAAAACUCGAAAACAGAUGUUUCUGUUGGUAUCCGGCGGCCAUAUUGGUGUUCCUGAAAGGGACACCAACAUGGCGUUUCCAUACAAAGCUUUACAAAUUUAGGUAAACUGUUUUUCCCAAUAUUUCGCAUUUGAAAUAUUUCACAGAUCUGAUUCUUGGUAAGGGUUUUUGUUUAUUAAUGUUUUUCCCUUUCUCAGAUUCUAGUCCUUCUGUAUUGAAUGGUUUGGAUUUUUAUUUUUCAUUGCGUGACAGUGCAAGCCGAGAAUUGACACUGAUGACGUGUCACUACCCAGAUCUGGGUGACACGUCAUAAGUAUGGAAUUUCUGCAGUCUGUCCUCAGUUGUCAGAAACCAGUGAUGGCGUCGCAAAAUGUCGCGGGCUGUCUUCUCAGGCUAUAGAGAGAACUUUUUAGCCAAUCAGAUGACGGAAUUCGUAUGCUAGUGGGGUUGUACUAGAUGUAAUGGUCAUAAAGUGUGUCUUUCUUGCAGGAGAGUGCUGGAGUGGUCAAAAUGGAGAAUCGACCUACUUCCGAGACGGCCCCAGUUCAAGCUGUGUUGACAAAUGCUACGCACCCUGCAAUCAAUACAGAAAGUUUUGCUCUGGCAUGCAUUUUGCUAAUUUUGUCUACAGACUCAGUAAGAAAUUAGACUUCUUGCAGUCCGCAUUUUCUCUUAUAAUCCGUCCAUUUCUUAUCCCAGCCAGCGUGACUGCAAACAACGACGCGUGAAGUAACUUUGAAAAGAAAAAAAGAGACUGCUUGCCAGUGGCGGGGACCGAGAAGCCCGCCGCCCUCCUGUUUUUAGACCAAACUUAGGCACAAAGCUCGAAAAAAAUUUUUUUGGAGACCGCCCACCCCUUACCUCAAGGUCUGGGGCCCGUUUCUCGAAUGUCCCGGUAACUUUUCUGGCCCGAAAUCAAAUCUUCAAAUCGAAAUAUAAAGAGUAAGAGCGCGGGUCCUGGCUAGCAACUACUCCAUUUUGUUUCAUUAACUGAUAGUUUUAUCAUGUUAGAUGGAAAACUAUUGAAACCUCUAUCUUGCAUGUAAACAACAACAGCUUUGCGGGCCCCGUUAAAUUAUCGGGACUUUCGAGAAACGGGCCCUUGGAUACGGCACUGCUUACAGCCUAGUAAGAAAUAUAUUCAGUAAAUAAACUGCCCUGAGAUUGUAGUACCUCAAGACUUCACAUAACUGGAAUUAAUCAACAUUCUCAGGUCAAUGAAAUCACGGCUUGUGCUCUUUCUGGUCGUCCAGCCUAAAUUGACGUUACACGGCGUAGCGUUUUCUGGUCUUAAUGGUCCUCUCUCUUAUGUUAAAGGCGGUCUGUCACAAUAUUCUGAGUCGUCAUAUUUUGCUAUAGAGCGCUUUCACUCACGUGGCCAGCAUCUAUACAGAUUAAUUGGAACAAAAGAAAGCGUUUGUAUAAGAAAAGAAUUCAUCUCCCACAGGAUUGUCUUGGUACACCAACAUGGCCGUCGUUUCAUUGUUUUGGAACACCAAUAUGGCCGCCAUGACGUCAUGUAAAAACGCUCUAUAGCUACUUACACAGUAACCUCAGGGGAUCUAUUUGAAUUAAUGAAGAAAAUUGACCCAAGAAUCGAUGGCAACUCGAAAGGAUUUAAUGAAGGAGCCAAUGGCUCGGCACUCAUAUUCUCGGCAUUUUUCCUAUUACAUUUAGACAUGGAUCUAGUACGUGUUCAUCUAUCAACCUCAUCCCCAGGGCUUUUCCCUCAAAAAAUUGAGGGAAAAGCCCUGGGGACGAGGUUGGUUCAUCAAUCUAUCCAUUUCUAUUUAUUUGGCCUUGUCAUAACAGCCAUUAUUUUCAAUUCUCUACUUCUGUCAUAGAGCCAAAGGUCAUAAACGGAGAAGACGAAACCUGCGAAGUGAGUAUAACUCCAAUUGGUUGCUACAACGAAAACCCAAAAAAACCUGCUCUCCCUAAAGUUUUCUACAACGAAGCCGACCCGGGAAAGCCAAACUUUGGAGGAAGCCUUCUACAAUGGAGUAACUAUUUCAAAGCUGAUUUUAAAAAGUUCGUGUGCAAGUGUGCCCGUCUGGCGAAAUCGUACAGAUGGGGAUAUUUUGGAGUCAGGGAAACUGGUAGGUCAAAGGCGACUGAUCAUGAAUAUUGGGUCUGUACAAGAGAGAAUAGGGAGAUUAGGGAGUUUUACGCAACGACGACGGCGACAGCAACGAGAACGGCGACAGUAACGAGAACGACAACGCGCUUAUUCCAUCUCGUUUAAUUCGUACAAAUGUUGGCAAAUUUUUUUGGAGUUGACUUCUAAAGGACUGUAUCAAGGUUUACGAAAAGAAAAAGAAAGUUGUUGUCAUGUGUUCUCGUCCUCGACAAAACGUGAAAUUAGGCACUUUCACGUUGUAGUCGUGCAACGACUGCAAAGAAAUGUACAAAAAAGGAUGAUGCUCGUGCAAAGUUGUUGUUUUGCUAAUAUAAAUCCUUUUUGCCGUUCUCCUUGCGGUUGCCGUCAUUGUUGCUUAAGCUCCCUAUAAUAAUGAGAUAGGGAAGAAAACGCCCUUGAAAACUGUAAAUGUCACCAAAGUUAUACUUAGAUCAAUUAAAUGCUUGAAAUUAACCGAGAGUUGGUUUCUGGAGAGGUCCGCAAACUUUUAUUCAGUGUUGUCAGGAGAGAAUUUAACGGUCGCCAUUACAAUAUUCUGCAUUGUUUACUUUGGGGCAGACGCGCGUGUACUUGAAUUGAUGACGUUUCAAAUUUAAUUAGUUAAGUAAUUUUCAUAUAUGGCAAGGGGUUGAGCCUCCUGACUGAGCCUCCCGUACAAAAACUUCGUUUUAACGGGUAAUCCCGCGGGCUGCGGUAUCUGACCUUUUCGUCAUAUGAGUGGUCCUUUUCCAAAACGGAAAAAUAAAUAGUGAUCGCGAAAAGUGUCUGCUAGCGAUUUACGUUAUUUUUGUGAAUACUUCUACCUACAGGUUUGUGUGUGAGUAACCCAAGUAACCCAUCGAAUUACGAUAAGUACGGCAAGUGCACAGCAGGCCCACACACCUAUGCUUGCCCGGUUUUAAAUGGAAUAUGCGGAGCAUUGGAUGACAGUGCAAACUACAUUUACCGAAUAGAUGAUCUAGGUAUGCAAUAGACUUUAGUCAACUAAACCAUAGAAAGUCUGACAUUUUUGUCAAUUGUAACACAGGAGGUUUAUGUUCAAAUUACGUUUUCGUUUCGGCCUUAACCGUGCAUGCACACUACACCAUAGCAUUCUAAUCAAGUUCCGGUCAAUAAAGACUUUUUCGUUUAUUCAAUCCAAAUGGAAAUUGUUGCAUUUUGAGAGGCUUUUACAGUUUUAGAUUGUUAAUCGCAAUAAGUACGGAGGUUUUAGCACAAGAAGGAAACUCCAGAACUGAGUACUCAGAGUUUGACCAUUUACCUGUUUUUGAACGUUUGAUGUCAGAUGGCCAUCCUGUUAUGUAUUGAUUGUCUUGUAAUACAUCUUACCAAAGGUUUUCCUUCCUCAGCUAACAAUAACAACCCUCACGCCGACUCUCUUUCAUCCCGCGUCUGGGCUAGCAAGCUAUAA
Porites evermanni is the source of this 8260-nucleotide messenger RNA. The record is from the annotation of a GenBank genome assembly. Lineage: Eukaryota; Metazoa; Cnidaria; Anthozoa; Scleractinia; Poritidae.